Molecule: messenger RNA, 1306 nt
Organism: Xenia sp. Carnegie-2017
Lineage: Eukaryota; Metazoa; Cnidaria; Anthozoa; Malacalcyonacea; Xeniidae
Product: ubiquitin carboxyl-terminal hydrolase 32-like
Exons: 4
Coding region: 72-974 (300 amino acids)
Biological process (GO): protein deubiquitination
Cellular component (GO): Golgi apparatus
Molecular function (GO): cysteine-type deubiquitinase activity
Source: RefSeq, a predicted model, not a curated record
ACCUUCCAAAAAGCAUGUACUUUCCUUUUGUUUUUAUUUUUUAGAUUAUUCAUCUUAAACGAUUCCAGUUUAUGAAUGGUCGUUGGGUAAAGUCGAACAAGAUCGUUAAUUUUCCUAUGGAAUACUUCGAUCCAUCUGAGUUUGUUGUCAAACGUUCAGCGGAAGAUGCAAAAUGUGUGAAAACAGUUAACGUACAAACAGCUGUUGAUAAUAAUCUAGAAAAUACUGGAGAAGAUUCUCAUCAAGAGUCUGAUAACAUGAUUUUGGACCAGGAUCUUGUCGACUUCGAGAUGCAACAAAAGAGUUCCAAUGAUUCAGGCUUGACUUCAGGCACUUCAAGUACAGAAUCGUCCAUCGAAAAUGAAGAUAGCUCUGGUUGUCUUUAUGAGAAUGGAAGGGAUCGUGAAAAAAGGUCGAAAAAACAUGAGUUGAAGGAGACGAGAGGUGAAAGUACUGACGAUGACAUGCAAUGCGACAGGUCUCUAAAGAAUAACGAUGAAUCAAAUGGUAUAGAUCUCUCGUUAUCUAAUGACAUUUCCAAGAUAUCUAAUGUGAGACUUUCUAAGCGAGGUUCCAUAGUGAACUCGUUACCUUCAAGUGGAGCUUCAAGUACAAUGAGUGAUGUCAACUGUAUUGAUAAACAGUUGUCAAUUGUUACAAAUAUGGAAGCUUACACUUCGUCAAUGCUUUAUAAUCUCUACACGAUUUCGAGUCACACGGGUGUUAUGGGAGGUGGUCAUUACGUUUCGUUUGCGAAGAAUCCAGACUCUGGAUGGUAUUGUUUUAAUGACAGUAGUUGUAAGGAAACAACAGCAGAAAGAGUUUCCAGAGAGUCCCCAUAUUUAUUGUUUUAUGAGCGCGUUGGUGUUCGUGAGGAAAAUUUUAAACCAGACAUUUGUGAUCGCAAUCAAGAGUCGCCAAAAGACGAUGAUGAAAUCGAGAAAGAAAUGAAGAAAGCUUGCGUUCUGCAAUAAAUUAGAUGAUGACGCUUUAUACCUCAAGAAAGUCGUUAUUAGCGUUGUCUCCAACGUGAACGGUUCAUUUCCGCUGUGCAAAAAGCUUGUCAGGCUUAUUGUAGCCCAACUUAAAUGAUUCCACAUUCACAUUUUCCGCGAACCACGUUCCUAACUACAAAUUUAAUAUUUAUUUUGUGCUGAGUUGCAAUGAUGUCUAACAAUUUUUAAAUUGAUUUUGGGGCAAAAUUAAUGAAUUCAUUAUGCAUGAACUACAUCAAGCAAUUUUUGUAUUAAGACCUUUCUUAUCGUAAAGGUGUUUUCUAUCAUUCAAUUUCAAUGCCCGAAUGGUG